This is a messenger RNA of Hypanus sabinus (Atlantic stingray), 1970 nucleotides long. RefSeq names its product fatty acyl-CoA reductase 1. Gene Ontology annotation, cellular component: peroxisome. The record is from RefSeq and is a predicted model, not a curated record. Bases 123 to 1754 code for a protein of 543 amino acids. NCBI's taxonomy places the organism in Eukaryota, Metazoa, Chordata, Chondrichthyes, Myliobatiformes, Dasyatidae. Gene Ontology annotation, molecular function: alcohol-forming very long-chain fatty acyl-CoA reductase (NADP+) activity. Gene Ontology annotation, biological process: long-chain fatty-acyl-CoA metabolic process. The transcript is spliced from 12 exons.
AAUGAGUCCGUCGAGCGGGAGUCACGCCGCCUCAUCCCGCUGUCCGGCCGGCCGAGCAGAGCGGAAGCGGCGGCUUCGCGCCACCCACCGCUGCCCCGGUCCAUCUCUGCGUGUCGGUUUCCAUGGCGCCGCGCCAUUCCACGGCGUUCACUUGCGGCUCAGGUCCCAGGACGAGCGCUGGAAGACUACAAGAGGGGGAAGAACGGCCAUUCACAAUGUCAUCAAUCGCUGCAUAUUACGCAGGAAAAAAUGUGCUCGUCACAGGAGCCACGGGGUUCAUGGGCAAAGUACUUGUGGAGAAGCUGCUGCGAGCCUGCCCUAAGGUGAAUGCCAUCUACAUUCUGGUGAGGCCGAAGGCUGGACAGUCAAUGCAGGAAAGAGUCAUGGAUAUGAUGAAGUGCAAGCUGUUUGAUAGGGUGAGAGAAGACUUCCAGAAAAAGAUUAUUCCUAUUUGCAGUGAGCUGAUGCAACCUAAUCUGGCAAUCAGCUCAGAAGACACCGAACGAUUGUUCUCCUGCAUUAAUAUAAUCUUCCACUGUGCGGCCACCAUACGGUUUGAUGAGCCUUUGAAACAUGCCCUCCAGUUGAACGUAGUGGCCACACAGCAGCUUUUGGUGCUGGCCCGACAGAUGCAGAAGCUUGAUGCCUUCAUCCACAUCUCCACUGCUUAUGCCAACUGCAACCGGAACCAUGUUGAUGAGGUCAUCUACCCUCCAGCUGUAGAGCCAAAGAAACUCAUUGACUCUUUAGAAUGGAUGGAUGAAAGUAUGAUCCAGGAUAUCACCCCCAAACUGAUUGGAGACCGACCAAACACAUACACUUAUACAAAAGCACUUGCGGAGUACGUGGUCCAGCAAGAGGGUGAGGAUUUAAAUAUCGCCAUUAUCAGACCUUCCAUUGUUGGAGCAAGUUGGCAGGAGCCAUUUCCAGGUUGGAUCGACAAUUUCAAUGGACCAAGUGGGCUUUUCAUUGCUGCAGGUAAAGGGAUUCUUCGUACGAUGAGAGCAACCAACAAUGCCGUGGCUGAUUUGAUUCCUGUUGAUGUAGUUGUUAACCUCACACUUGCAGCUGGCUGGUAUACAGCAGUUCACAGACCAAAAAUUACCCUUAUUUACAAUUGUACCACAGGAGGUAUCAACCCUUUUCAUUGGGGAGAGAUUGAGUACCAUGUCAUUUCCACAUUUAAGAGGAAUCCACUGGAUCAAGCCUUUAGAAGGCCGAAUGCCAACAUAACAUCAAACUACUUGAUUAAUCAGUACUGGAUUGCUGUCAGUCAUAAAGCCCCUGCUUUGCUUUAUGAUCUCUAUCUGAGGCUAACAGGACAAAAACCAAGAAUGAUGAAGAUCUUCAACAGACUUCACAAAUCCAUGAUGCUACUGGAAUACUUCAGCAGCAAGUCCUGGGAUUGGACUUCAGAGAAUAUGAACAUGCUGUUGAGCCAGCUCAGUCUGGAGGAUAAGAGGAAAUUCAAUUUUGAUGUCCGCCAACUUCACUGGCCAGAGUAUAUUGAAAAUUACUGCAUAGGAACCAAGAAAUACGUGCUAAAUGAGGAUAUGUCUGGACUUCCAGCAGCUAGACAGCACCUAAAGAAGCUACGAAAUAUCCGGUAUGCCUUCAACACCAUUCUCCUCAUCUUCAUCUGGCGUGUUUUUAUUGCUCGGUCACAAAUGGCUCGCAACAUCUGGUAUUUUGUGGUGAGCCUGUGCUACAAAUUUCUGUCCUACUUCAGAGCAUCCAGCAGCAUUCGACACUGAGGCCAAACCCACAUGACAAACAACAAAUUUGAAGAAUCAGUUUGUUCCAAAUGGCUAACAAUUCAUUAGGAAUAAAGAAUAUCUCAAUUUCCAAAAAAAAGUCUUCCCAAGACCAUAUUUUGGAAAGAUUUCCCAAGUCAGUGUAAAAAAAAAGACUUUGCAUUCCAAUGUUAUCAAACUACACACUGCCAUUAUUAUGAUAAAGAACAAUGAUAU